AUGUUUACUCGCAAGGCUGUACCACAGCAUGAAGAAUACGAAUUGGUAAAUCAAGUACCACCAACACAACCACCAAGUGAUUCACCAACAGGACUGCAGUCUGAUUUUCGCAACUCCACAGACUCACAAAUGUCUGACAUUUUUGAAGACUUGGAAAACUAUUCUAGUCUGAGUGGUCAAAAAAUUGAAGAUUUCCAUGAUAGUCCCUUGUUUCAAUCGGUUUUGAUGCGAUAUAAAAACCAAAGCAUCAGUGGUAGAACGUGUGGCAUAUUCAGCUUAGUGGCGAUAGUUUUAUGGAUUGGAAGUGUUAUAAUAUAUUCGCGAGUGAACCAUUCAACAAUUGGUAAUGAUUUAACCUGGAAAACCAACAUAAUCCAGUUAAAUGGCGAGAAUAUCACACUCAAUGAAUAUAAUCCCAAUUUUAAAAACAUCACUAUGAACGAUUGGAGAAGAGGCAAAUAUCACACAUUUGAAAAACAAAUAAGAUGGUUAACUUCAACCCAGUUCCCGAAAAGCAAACACGGUGGUGGGUUUUAUGCGGUAGACGAAAUUGACCAAAUAGUUGUCAAUCAAAUUGGACAAACAGAUAAAAGCGAUAUCCUAAUAUCGAACAAACAAUUUGAGUACAGAAACAAUUUUUUUAAAAUCCAAGAUUUUAUUUUAAACCCACUGCAAUCAAUUGAAGACCCAGAUGUUGCACAUAUUGUCAUAACAGACACAGUACAGCAAUGGCGACACCUGAGUUUUGCAUUGUAUUGGUUGUUUAACCCUUUGGUUGGUACUUACAUACCCAUUCAGCCACCGCAAAAUAAAAACAAGGAAAAUGGUUUGGCAAUUGAUGCGUUGGACAAGUUACAUUACGCUGACUUUUCCCCUGAUGGAAAAUAUAUUGUGUUUGCUUUUGAGCAUAAUUUAUUUAUUCAAGAUUUGGCUAAUGGUAAAAUACAGCAAGUUACAGAGGAUGGGUCAGCAAACAUAUUCAAUGGAAAAUCUGAUUGGAUAUAUGAAGAAGAAGUGAAUGCUAGUAGUAAAAUGAUUUGGUGGUCUCCAAGUGGGAGCCAUUUUAUUUUUGCAAAGCUUAACGACACAAAGGUUCCAGGCGUUGACAUAGAUUAUUAUACUAAACAAAAUACCGAAAUAGGGAUGCAGUUCCAGCAAGCCGACGAAUCCAAAUAUGAAGGUGUUAAUCAAUACCCCAUAAAGACACAAUUGAAAUACCCUAAACCGGGAACUGCUAACCCAAUAAUAUCAUUGCAUAUUUAUGACAUUGCCAGUAAGAAAGUAGAUGAGAUAGUUGAUGGAGAUGAUACUUUGGGACCCGAUUAUAUAUUAUAUUAUGCCAAAUGGAUUGACACCAACAACUUUUUGAUGAAACAAUCAGAUAGGACCAGCUCAAUUCUUUCGAAAAAGUUGUACAACCUAAGCAAAAAUCAAGUUAGUGUUGUUAAUUUCAGUAAUGUUACAAAGGAAUACAAUGGGUGGGUCGAAAAGAUGAACCCUGUGACUUUGCUAGAUGGUGGAAAAUACAUUGAUAUUGUUGUAAUUGAUAACAGAAACACUUUGGCAUUAUUUGAUUCUCCGGGUCUGCUGUCACCAUCAAAAGUUUUAGUUGAUAACAAGGAUUGGGAUAUAAGUGGUGAAGCUAUCUAUGAUGCUCAAGAGAAGUUUGUUUAUUUUUUAAGCACAGCUAGAAGUUCAAUGGAUGCCCAUUUGAUUGGAAUUGAUCUUUCAGAUAAUUAUAAACUUUACAACAUUACUGAUACGAAAAAAGACGGGGUUUUUGAAACAAUGUUUUCUGAGAAUGGACAGUACUUGAGUUUAGUUUACUUGGGUCCCAACCAGCCAUGGCAGAGGUUGAUCAACAUGGCAAAUGUGCAUGAUUUCAUAAAAUCUGAAGAAUAUGGUAAAUCUACCAUAGAGGAAGCAGUUAUAUUGAACCAGCCAAUUAUUACUACUUCGACAAGCUUAAAAGAAAUUAACUUGCCAACCGUCAGAUAUAAAGAGGUAACAGUUGGGAAAAAAGAAGACAGGGUAUCUUUAAAUAUUAUGGAGAUUUUACCACCUAAUUUUAAAACAAAAAACAAAAAGUAUCCUUUGUUUGUGCAUGCAUAUGGAGGACCAGGCUCGCAAACUUUUAUGAAAAAAUUUGAUAUUGGAUUUCUUCAAAUUGUUAGUGCUAGAUUGAAUUCUAUUAUUUUGGUGAUUGAUCCUCGUGGAACUGGAGGGAAAGGUUGGAAAUUCAAGUCAUUUGCGAAAAGCAAUAUUGGAUAUUGGGAACCAAGAGAUUUAAAGACAAUAACCUCUGAAUAUAUAAAGAAGAACAAUAAACUCAUCGACAAAGAAAGAGUUGCUCUUUGGGGUUGGUCGUAUGGUGGAUUUACAGCUUUAAAGACAUUGGAAUACGAUAAAGGUGAUGUUUUCAAAUACGGAAUGGCAGUUGCACCCGUGACAAAUUGGUUGUUUUACGAUUCUAUAUACACCGAGAGGUAUAUGGGUCUUCCAGCGAUGAAUCCCAAUUAUAAAUCUUCAGCAAGGAUUAAUGAUUUUGACAACUUCAAAUCUGUGAAAAGAUUUUUGAUAGUACAUGGUACGGGGGAUGACAAUGUGCAUGUACAAAAUCUGAUGUGGUUCUUAGAUCAAUUAAAUAUUCACAAUGUUGAGAAUUACGACAUGCAUUUAUUUCCUGACAGUGAUCAUAGUAUUCACUAUGAUAAUGCUGGAGUUAUUGUAUAUGAUAAAUUAUACUCUUGGCUACGAGAUGCAUUUCGAGGAAAUUUUGACGAAUCUGUAUAG
Messenger RNA from Candida dubliniensis CD36, 2793 nucleotides. It is a transcript of the gene STE13, whose product is annotated as Ste13p. Gene Ontology annotation, biological process: proteolysis. Bases 1 to 2793 code for a protein of 930 amino acids. The record is from RefSeq and is a predicted model, not a curated record. Lineage: Eukaryota; Fungi; Ascomycota; Pichiomycetes; Serinales; Debaryomycetaceae. The transcript has a single exon. Gene Ontology annotation, molecular function: serine-type peptidase activity; dipeptidyl-peptidase activity.